AUGGAGUUUGACAUAUCUGGUGUUAUGGAGUUUGACAAAUCUAGUGUUAUGGAGUUUGGCAUAUCUGGUGAUAUCGAGUUUGUCUUAUCUGGUGAAAUCGAGUUUGACUUAUCUGGUUAUAUCGGGUUUAACUUAUCUAGUGAUAUGGAGUUUGAAAUAUCUAAUGAUAUUGAGUUUGACAUAUGUGGUGAUAUCGAGUUUGACAUAUCUAGUGAUAUUGAGUUUGACUUAUCUAGUGAUAUCGAGUUUGACUUAUCUAAUGAUAUCCAGUUUGACAUAUCUGGUGAUAUCGAGUUUGAUUUAUCUAGUGAUAUCGAGUUUGACAUUUCUAGUGAUAUGGAGUUUGACAUAUCUGGUGAUAUCGGUGAUAUUGAGUUUGACAUAUCUGGUGAUAUCGAGUUUUACUUAUCUAGUGAUAUCGAGUUUGACAUAUCUAGUGAUAUCGAGUUUGAUUUAUCUAUUGAUACUGAUUUUGACAUAUCUAGUGAUAUUGAGUUUGACAUAUCUGGUGAUAUCGAGUUUUACUUAUCUAGUGAUAUAGAGUUUGACACAUCUGGUGAUAUCAGGUUUAACUUAUCUAGUGAUAUCGAGUUUGACAUAUCUGGUGAUACUGAGUUUGACAUAUCUGGUGAUAUUGAGUUUUACUUAUUUAGUGAUAUAGAGUUUGACACAUCUGGUGAUAUCAGGUUGAACUUAUCUAGUGAUAUCGAGUUUGAUUUAUCUAUUGAUACUGAGUUUGACAUAUCUAGUGAUAUCGAGUUUGAUUUAUCUAUUGAUACUGAGUUUGACAUAUCUAGUGAUAUUGAGUUUGACACAUCUGGUGAUAUCAGGUUUAACUUAUCUAGUGAUAUCGAGUUUGACAUAUCUAGUGAUAUUGAGUUUGACUUAUCUAGUGAUACUAAGUUUGACAUAUCUAGUGAUAUUGAGUUUGACAUAUCUGGUGAUAUCGAGUUUGACUUAUCUAGUGAUAUAGAGUUUGACACAUCUGGUGAUAUCAGGUUUAACUUAUCCAGUGAUAUCGAGUUUGACAUAUCUAGUGAUAUUGAGUUUGACUUAUCUAGUGAUACUGAGUUUGACAUAUCUAGUGAUAUUGAGUUUGACAUAUCUGGUGAUAUCGAGUUUGACUUAUCUAGUGAUAUAGAGUUUGACACAUCUGGUGAUAUCAGGUUUAACUUAUCCAGUGAUAUCGAGUUUGACAUAUCUAGUGAUAUUGAGUUUGACUUAUCUAGUGAUACUGAGUUUGACAUAUCUAGUGAUAUUGAGUUUGACAUAUCUGGUGAUAUCGAGUUUGACUUAUCUAGUGAUAAAGAGUUUGAUACAUCUGGUGAUAUCAGGUUUAACUUAUCUAGUGAUAUGGAGUUUGACAUAUCUAGUGAUAUUGAGUUUGACAUAUCUGGUGAUAUCGAGUUUGACAUAUUUAGUGUUAUGGAGUUUGACAAAUCUAGUGAUAUGGAGUUUGACAUAUCUGGUGAUAUCGAGUUUGACUUAUCUAGUGAUAUGGAGUUUGACAUAUCUGGUGAUAUCGGGUUUAACUUAUCUAGUGAUAUCAAGUUUGACACAUCUGGUGAUAUCGAGUUUGUCUUAUCUGGUGAAAUCGAGUUUGACAUAUCUGGUGAUAUCAAGUUUGACUUAUCUAGUGAUAUCGAGUUUGUCUUAUCUGGUGAAAUCGAGUUUGACUUAUCUGGUGAUAUCGAGUUUGUCUUAUCUGGUGAAAUCGAGUUUGACUUAUCUGGUGAUAUUGAGUUUGACAUAUCUAGUGAUAUUGAGUUUGACAUAUCUGGUGAUAUUGAGUUUGAUAUAUCUAGUGAUAUCGAGUUUGACAUAUCUGGUGAUAUCGAGUUUGACUUAUCUAGUGAUAUCGAGUUUGACAUAUCUAGUGAUAUCGAGUUUGACAUAUCUGGUGAUAUCGAGUUUGACUUAUCUAGUGAUAUGGAGUUUGACAUAUCUAGUGAUAUGGAGUUUGAUAUAUCUGGUGAUAUCGGGUUUAACUUAUCUAGUGAUAUAGAGUUUGACACAUCUGGUGAUAUUGAGUUUGACAUAUCUGGUAAUAUCGAGUUUGACAUAUUUAGUAAUAUUGAGUUUGACAUAUCUAGUGUUAUGGAGUUUGACAAAUCUAGUGUUAUGGAGUUUGACAUAUCUGGUGAUAUCGAGUUUGACUUAUCUAGUGAUAUGGAGUUUGACUUAUCAAGUGAUAUUAAGUGUGACAUAUCUGGUGAUACAGAGUUUGACUUAUCUGGUUAUAUUGAGAUUGAACUAUCUAGUGAUAUGGAGUUUGACUUAUCAAGUGAUAUUAAGUGUGACAUAUCUGGUGAUACAGAGUUUGACUUAUCUGGUUAUAUUGAGAUUGAACUAUCUAGUGAUAUGGAAGAGAUGAAAGUGGAGCUGUCUUGUGGAGGCAGUACUGAAGUCUACCUUCAUGAUAUUGUCACAGCAGUCAACGUUACCAUGAAAGAAGGCUGUGAGGAAAUUCGAAAAAAAGACCAAGGCAAAACACAGGGACAAAGGAUGGGCUGUAAGACGUUUGGCGGAAGCUGCCGAGAGUCAUAUGACUGGCUAUAG
Ylistrum balloti is the source of this 2559-nucleotide messenger RNA. Its product is annotated as cysteine-rich, acidic integral membrane protein-like. Lineage: Eukaryota; Metazoa; Mollusca; Bivalvia; Pectinida; Pectinidae. Bases 1 to 2559 code for a protein of 852 amino acids. The transcript is spliced from 3 exons. The record is from RefSeq and is a predicted model, not a curated record.